This is a messenger RNA of Orbicella faveolata, 2956 nucleotides long. Its product is annotated as acid-sensing ion channel 1-like. Lineage: Eukaryota; Metazoa; Cnidaria; Anthozoa; Scleractinia; Merulinidae. Gene Ontology annotation, cellular component: plasma membrane. Gene Ontology annotation, molecular function: ligand-gated sodium channel activity. The record is from RefSeq and is a predicted model, not a curated record. Gene Ontology annotation, biological process: sodium ion transmembrane transport.
UUACUUCGAGUUAGCGGGAGGUUCGAGUUAGCGAGGGUUCGAGUUAUCGGGAGUCAACUGUAUACAUGAAAAUGUAGGGCACUACAUUUCUGAUGUAUAAUAUGAGAGUCCUGGUUACAAGAUUCUGUUAAUAAGCGCACUCCCUCCACUCGUAGAGUUAUCUGCAUGGUGCAUACAGUUCCCAAGAUAUGACUCACAUUAUUACAAUAAACAUCACAUCUAGAUUAAACGUACUGUUAUUCUAAAUACAAUGUAAUUUAAACCUAUACCAUUUGAGAUCCAUUUUGUUAAAAGAUUUUGUACUUGUAGCUUUCAGUUUUCAAAAGAGAUGAUUUGAAUUAUGUUGAUUGUAACAGACCAAUUUUUUAUAUUACACUUGUUUGGUUUAGCAGUGGACAAGUGACAAACAAGUGACACGAAGCGGACCAAAAGGACCUCAGUAUUGAUUUUACUGUAUCGAGGAGUUACGGAACCGAAAAUAAGGCAUUUAUCCAUUGUACACAUUAUAAAGUGCUUUUGCCUGUGUUGUGGGCGUCCUCACUGCUGUUACUGUACUAGCUUGUGUUUAAUAGAAGCAAAGCAAGAAAAAGACACGGGAUUUCAGGGUCUUCCAGCGUUCGACUCGCUUCAGAAAUUACUCUCAUUUUAUCCUUAAAACGGCUUCCGAUGCCAUUCUAUUUCUUCGCCCUUAUAGUGCAAGAAUGCUACAACGUUUCUGUAAAAAUAAAAUUGCACGUACUGUAACGACAGAAAAUCCCAUAUUUUUCAAAGUAGCGCAUUUUGAGUUUGGAACUAAUCGGUUCUACAUGCAGCUAACCGGAUGCACAUCUAUAUAGCGUUAAACCUCCUGGUAUUGUCAAGACAUCUGUACGUAUAAAUUAACAAAAUGAAAGGAACGUCUGUCACAUUUUCAAUACACUUUUUUAUAUAACAAUAUGUAUUGUUUCUUAUAAAUGAUGUUUGCAAAUAAAUAAUGAAAUGUUGAAAACAUGACAAGCUCCUUUUACUGCGCAUUUACCAUAUUGCCAUUAAAACAAUGUCAGCAGGCCGUUUUCCUUGAGCGCUUUUGUCACAUCUGGUUUUACAAUCCAGGAUUUACCAUUUCUAGCGAUUCGCUAUUUUAAACGUCCAGCAUUUUCAUAUAACGUAACCAUUUGCAAGCUUUCUGUCAAAAUCGUCCAAUCUAAAUUCGUAAUACAAUCACUUCCUUAAUUAGAUGCGGGAACAUAUGGAUCGACCAAGGCUUCCUUUCUGUCAUAAAAAACGCGGCUGAAUGUGCAAGUACUGCAGAAAAUAGACAUGGGAAAAGGGACUCCCGAGGAAAGCUUUCUGCCGAAAGAAAAGACUAUUAGGGCCGCUGCUAUAAAUAGAAAAUGGAGGCACUUCCUCGGAAACUCAACUCUUCAUGGCUUGCAAUACGUGUUUAACAGCCAGACGAAGUUUUGAAGUGUAAUAUGGGCUGUAUUCCUCCUCAUGGCUACAGCGUUCUUUGUACUUAAGUCUUCGCUGCUCCUGAAAACAUACUACAGUUACGAAGUUACCUCCAAGGUAACUCUGAAAUACGAGAAAUCACCUGAGUUUCCCGCGGUCACCAUUUGUCAUUUCAACAUGCUGAGGGAGUCUUUCGUGAAAGAGCAUAAGGCUGAAAAGGUGUUAGAGCAAGCUUUAUGGUUUUCAUUAAGGACCAACAUAAACCGGAGCGUGGUAAAUUGGAAAGAAUUUGGCAAUCUCAGCAUGAAGGACGUGUACGAGAAAGGAGGCCAUCAAAUCAAGGAAAUGAUGAAAACAUGUUCGUGGAGCGGAGAAGAAUGCGAUGCCAGAAACUUCACCAGAAUUUUAACGCCGAUGGGUCUUUGCCACACUUUCAAUUCGGGCAAGGAAGGUCGAGAUAUAUUAAGAGUGAGGAAUGCUGGAUCCAAGUUUGGACUAAACCUAGUGCUUGAUGUACAGCAAGAUGAGUAUGUUAGUUUGGUGGCGGAUCAAGCUGGCUUCAUGGUCCUCAUACAUGAUCAAGAGACACCACCUAUGGUUGAAGAACUAGGUUUCGCGGUCGGCCCGGGUACGACCACUUUUGCCGCGCUCAGCAAACAAAAGGUCAUUAACCUCGAGGCACCAUAUGAAACCAACUGUUCCAUGUCUACCAUCAGCAAUAUUCCUGGUUUCUCUAAGUACACGACUUCUUCUUGUAUGCUGACGUGCCAUUCAAAGUAUAUAGUGGAGAAGUGUGGCUGCAGAGACAUCACAUUGCCCGCCCUGACAGAUAAUGAAGUACAAGUAUGUGAUCUGAAUGAUACGGCGACAUGCGUUUUUCGAGAAAUGGAAAAUUUUUUCAAGUUCGAAGGUGAUGACUGUGAUUGCCAAGUGCCCUGUGAGACAAUUUCUUACAAACCCAGCCUGUCCUACGGUGCAUUUCCUAGCAAAAGCUUCGCUUAUGACAAGGCACGACAAGAUUUUCCAAACACUGAAGAAGGACUCGAUGGAAUAGCUGAUGCGCUACAUGAAAACUACAGUGAGAACCGGCUUGAACUAAACGUGUAUUUCCAACAAAUGAGCUACGAACUGAUCAAACAGCAACCAGCGUACGAUGACCAAAGCCUUUUAGGUGAGAUAGGCGGGCUGCUCGGCCUCUGUAUUGGUGCCAGUCUUCUGACCGUGGUGGAGUUUUGUGACGUCAUAUUCACGAUUUUAAAGAUACGAUUUGGACCAGCAGACGCCUUCCUAGACCGUAAAGUAAAGCGAAGAAAAGCAAUGAAAAAGAAAACGAUGUCUGCUAAAUAGCAACAUUUGUAAAUAGUAUUCAGUUGAUUUUUUAACUUAUUGCACUGCUGUUACACUUGAACUGCACUGCUCUUAGCCAAUCAGAAUCGAGUAAUCUUUUCAAGUGUGUUAUUACGUACGAAACCAUUCAUAUGAAAAUGUGUUUUAUCUGAGUGUCUAUUUUCGUGCAAAUCAAACU